This is a messenger RNA of Knipowitschia caucasica, 351 nucleotides long. The record is from the annotation of a GenBank genome assembly. Lineage: Eukaryota; Metazoa; Chordata; Actinopteri; Gobiiformes; Gobiidae.
AUGCGAUCAGUCUCUCCUGCCUCCUUCUCAGUCAGAGCGCGACUGUCAUUUUCAAAAUGCGGAAGAGGGCCGCUCCACCCGCAGCGCGAGCACUGGGCCAAUGAGGUGAACUACCCGGAGAUCCUCACCAGUGUCUUCACGAACAACCUCAAAAUUUACAGGGCCAACUCUUCUGACAACGCGGUUUCCGUCAACAAACUCUCGGAACCCAGCAAGCUGUUUGGCUGUAGCAUAAGAGGCAGAGUCGGGGUCACACAGAUUUGGACCAAGCUCGGAAUCCCAAGGGCCUCUCAGAGGACGUCCUACGUUGAGCUCGGCGGGGGUCAGUCCGGUGGACUCAUGUACUGCUGA